AUGGCCGCUGAAGCAUCGAAGGACUUUCGUGCUGUUUUUGACCCCGAGAAACAGAGCAUUGAACGCGAACUUGCUGAACUUAACACGGUCCCCAAGGACAAGAUCCAGGCGGUCGUCGACAAUAUUCUCCAGCGGAUCCAUGCUCUAGAGAAAACAGUUACCGACAAGAUCACUGUCCUUCCUCCAUACGAUGUCCGCAUCUGUUUAGAGGCUGUGAAAUCCAUGUCCGAGACACUGAGCCAGCUUCGCGGCAAGUUAGUCCCGAAACCAAAGUUUUCCUUCAAGUCGCGCAAGGCCCUCACACCGACACCAUCUUCUCCCUCCGCCUUGGCCGUGUCCAGCACCCCCAUUGCUUCCAACAAGUCCCCAAAGCCUUCAGAGUCCACAAUUGACGAGCGCCUGUUCAUGAAGUUUGAGGACCGUGUGGGCGAACAUCUCUUCAUUGGGACCCUAGAAGAUCCUGAUUCCACUGCUCAAAUGGAUCAGACCAUUUAUCUGGGCGGUGUUCCUGUAGAGUCGGCACAUUCGGUGCAGAGAAAGGCCAAGGACGUGGCCUUGACGAACUUGACGGACUGUACUGUCAACCUCGUCCACAGUAUACCCCUCGGAGCGAUCCAUAUCAGGAACUUGAAGCGAUGCACCUUGGUCAUCCCGCCGGUCUCAGGAAGUAUCCUGCUGCACGACUGUGAAGGAUGUGUGCUAAUUGGAGCGUGUCAUCAGUCGCGUAUGCACACCUCCACAGAUAUGGAUAUCUACCUCCACGUUACAAGCGAGCCCAUCAUCGAGGACUGCACCGAAAUGCGCUUCGCUUCCUACCCAUACCAAGACCUCCUCCCUACAGACCAACUUCACCGUCUUUUCGCAGCUGUACAGCUGAACUCGGAUGUCAACUAUUACGACCGAGUCAAGGACUUUAACUGGCUGCGUCAGCAAAAGUCGCCAAACUGGCGAUUGCUUGAGCCCCAUGAGGUUCACAAUGAAAUUGCACAGACAGUCCUGGCAAAGGACGGUAUGGGGCCCGCCUGA
Messenger RNA from Gamsiella multidivaricata, 1026 nucleotides. RefSeq names its product tubulin binding cofactor C-domain-containing protein. The transcript is spliced from 4 exons. Gene Ontology annotation, molecular function: tubulin binding. The record is from RefSeq and is a predicted model, not a curated record. Gene Ontology annotation, biological process: post-chaperonin tubulin folding pathway; tubulin complex assembly. NCBI's taxonomy places the organism in Eukaryota, Fungi, Mortierellomycota, Mortierellomycetes, Mortierellales, Mortierellaceae. Gene Ontology annotation, cellular component: cytoplasm. The coding region runs from base 1 to 1026 and encodes 341 amino acids.